Messenger RNA from Penicillium subrubescens, 2136 nucleotides. RefSeq lists its product as uncharacterized. Gene Ontology annotation, molecular function: alpha-galactosidase activity. Bases 1 to 2136 code for a protein of 711 amino acids. The transcript has a single exon. Lineage: Eukaryota; Fungi; Ascomycota; Eurotiomycetes; Eurotiales; Aspergillaceae. The record is from RefSeq and is a predicted model, not a curated record. Gene Ontology annotation, biological process: carbohydrate catabolic process.
AUGUCUGAAUCGAAACGCAUUAUUUGGCAGACUGGCACUCUCACUAUCCAUCUCGUCGUUGGAAGCGACGAAAUUGUUCGCAUUGUGGGCAUUCUGCCUCAUGAUUCGUGCCAAGCGGAACAAAAUGCCUUGUACUCCAAGCUGGGCACUGUUCCUCUGCUUGGGGUUCGGCUGAAUGGCGAGGGGAAUCCGUCGCACAAGUCAUCCAAGACGCUCAUAGGCAGUUAUGUCUCUAGCAGACUGAAGUACCAAAGCCACCAUGAGCACAGCGACAGCCAGUCAAAGUCUCUCGAUAUCAUCACGUACGACGAGGUAUCCCAGAUUUCAGUUAUCGCUCGCCUAUCGGUAUAUCUGGGUAUCCCGGUGAUCCGUUCGACAGCGACCAUUCGCAACGACUCUCAGGAAGACAUUGUUGUCGAUCAACUGUCGCCGCUCAUUGUCGGCGCUUUAUGUGAAAAAUCGAUUAGCUGUUGGCUCGACUACACCUUGUCCACUCCAACCAACUCUUGGUUCAGGGAAGCGCAGUGGCGGGAUGAGUCUCUUCCCAGCGUCGGGUUGGACGAUAUCGGCCUUUCCGAGCUGCCCGGUCCUCACGAAGCGUCAAUGGCACACCACGCCAUUUCAAAUCGUGGAACCUUCUCAACAGGAACCUAUCUGCCAAUGGGAUUGCUGAAAAAGAACGAUUCCAGCGAGACCUGGCUGUGGCAGAUUGAGAGCAGCGGGUCAUGGCGCUGGGAGCUCGGGGAUUUUCAAGAGAAUGUUUAUCUGGCGUUAGGUGGCCCGACAAACAAGGAUCACGGGUGGAAACACCGACUAGCUCCUGGUCAGUCAUUCGCCAGUGUACCGGUGGCUCUCUGCCACGUUCUGGCCCAUCCAGACAAUGCCUUCGCAGCCUUGACUGAGUACCGUCGACGUAUCAGAAGGCCUCACAAGGACAACGAAGAGCUCGGCCUGAUAUUCAAUGAUUAUAUGAAUUGUCUUAUGGGUGAUCCCACUGAAGAGAAAGUCAUGGCCCUCGUCGAUCCUGCAGUGAAGCUAGGUGCACAAUUCUUUGUCAUUGACUGCGGCUGGUAUGCGGAUGACUGCGGCUGGUGGGACGACGUUGGCCUUUGGGAACCGUCGACUAAACGAUUUCCGAAGGGUCUGAGGUCCCUAUUUGAUUAUAUUCGGGCCAAAGGGCUCACACCUGGACUGUGGGUGGAGCCGGAGGUGGUCGGUGUUCGAAGCGUGGUUGCGGACAUGCUGCCAGCGGACGCGUUCUUCCAAGAGAAUGGCCGACGCAUCGUGGAGAAGGGCCGGUAUCAACUGGAUUAUCGGCACCCUGAGGUCAUCAAACGCAUGAACAAAGUGGUUGAGAACCUCAUCCUUAAAUACGGGGUUGGAUAUUUCAAAUUUGACUACAAUAUCGAAGUAGUCCAAGGCACAGAUACAAACACUUUCAGUCCCGCUGAUGGACAGCUCGGGCAUAACCGAGCCUAUCUCGAAUGGGUUGGCAAACUUUACGAUCGUUUCCCGGACCUGGUCAUUGAGAGCUGUUCUAGUGGAGGUCAACGCAUGGACUACGCUCUUCUAGCUGUUCACUCACUGCAGUCGACGAGCGAUCAGCAAGAUCCAGUCCGAUAUGCUGCCAUUGCAGCUUCCGCACCGACAGCGGUCGCACCGGAACAGAGCGCCAGCUGGGCGUAUCCACAGCCUGAUUGGGAUGACGAGAAGAACGUGAUGACAGUUGUCAACAGUCUGCUGGGCCGUGUCCAUCUCAGCGGCAGGAUUGACAUGCUGAGUUCGCACCAAUUGGACCUCAUCGCGAGGGGUAUGCUCGUCUAUAAGCUGUUUCGUUCUGACCUAACAACCGGGCUCCCGUUCUGGCCGUUAGGCCUUCCUAAAUGGCACGACAAUUGGUUGGCACUGGGUAUUGCGGCAACUAGCGGGGUCCGGUAUCUUGCUGUGUGGCGUCGAUCUAGCUCAACUAAUCUCUCCCUACCCAUUCCCGCACUGAAAAGCCGGGACGUUGAAGUCAAACUUUUGUAUCCGGAGAUGUUUGAGGGAAAUGCGCAAUGGGAUUCAGACAAAGGCACUUUAUUGGUUUGUUUGCCCUCUGUUCCAUGUGCGCGCCUUUUCCGACUCUCGCCAAUCUGA